Molecule: messenger RNA, 2182 nt
Organism: Gallus gallus (chicken)
Lineage: Eukaryota; Metazoa; Chordata; Aves; Galliformes; Phasianidae
Gene: SHE
Product: Src homology 2 domain containing E
Exons: 6
Coding region: 1-1956 (651 amino acids)
Molecular function (GO): phosphotyrosine residue binding
Source: RefSeq, a predicted model, not a curated record
AUGUGCAGCGUCCUUGGGGUCAGAGCACGGCGUCUGUGUGCGAUCCCAGUGCACGGGGGCUGGGGGGGGGGGGAGGGAUCGUGGGGUCGGAUCGGUGCUCCCGCUGCCCCCGCCCGCCCUACCCCAGACCCCACUCGGCCACCACCGGACGGGGACCCCUCGUGUCGCCCCGCGGUGCCCCGCGCAGAGCCGCCCCGUCGGGCCGGGCCCGAUCCCCGCCACCCCCCCGGGGCCGCCCCCUCCGGAUCUGGGCGGGAGCUCCGGCCCCGCCGCCCCCCUCCGGCCGCUUCCAGCCCCGCCGGGCUCCGUCCGUCCGUCCGUCCCGUCCGGUCCCGUCCCGCCGCCGUCGCAUGGGGCCCCCCGGGCCGGCGUGACCGAGCCGCACUCCCGGGGAUCGCCCCCACCGCGGAGCCGCGACGGCCCCGGCCGCCCUCGAGGGGCACUCAGCGCGGAGCUGCCCCGGAGCGCCGACCGAAGACCCCCCCCCGCCCCCGCCCGGGGCUGGAGCCGCGCAGAGCCCCCCCCGCGCCCAUCGCUGGAGCAGAGCCCGGACCCCCCCCCUCCGCCCCCGACCUCCGGGGGCGCCGCCGGACCCCGUCCCCGUCGGGGCGAGGGACGCUCGGAGCGGCCCCCGGUGCUCGGGGCGGGGGGAGAGCUGCGCUGGCCCUGACCCCACCGCCGGCCCCGGGGGGGCGCGCCCCCGGCCCUAUGGCGGCCAAAUGGUUCAAGGAGUUCCCCUCCAACCUGAGGACGGGCUCGGAGAAAGCGCGGCCGAGCAAACCGGGAGGCACCGCCCGUAAGAGCCUGGGGGGCACCGAACCUCCCGGGGGGGCCCCGCCGGGGAAAAGCCGCAAAAACUCGGCGGCGGAGGUGGGGGGCUGCAGGGCCGCGUACCCCCCCGGGGCCGGCAAGGACGGGGGCGGCCGUCUGUCGCGGGACAACCUGCAGGGACUGCUGCAAGCCGCCGCCGGGAGGAUGCGCAAAAACUCGAAGGUGGAGGGGGUCGCGGCCGAGGGACCCCCCCGGAGCUGCGGGACGUACAUCAACCGCCUGAUCAAAGUGGAAGCCCACGAGAAAAACCCCAAGGGCUACCCCAGCGCCGGGCCCGCACCCGAGGAGAAGGGCAAGAGCCCCAAAACGGAGACGGUCAUCAUCCUGGAGGACUACGCCGACCCCUACGAUGCCAAACGCACCAAAGGGCAGCGGGAUGCCGAGCGCCUGGGGGAGAACGACGGCUACAUGGAGCCCUACGACGCACAGCAGAUGAUCACAGAGGUCCGCCGCCGCGGCUCCAAAGACCCCCUGGUAAAGGCUCUCCUGCUGCUGGAUGAGGCGGGGAGCAAAGCGGAGGUGGCCAAGAAGGUCGGGGGGGGCAGCGAGGCGGUGGGGCGGGGGCCGCAGCUCUACGACACCCCCUAUGAACCCGGGGCUGAUGAGCGCCCGGCGGCUGAGUAUGAGCAGCCCUGGGAGUGGAAGAAGGAGCAGAUCGUGAAGGCGCUGUCGGUUCAGUUUGAGGGCUCUGAGCGGCCCCGGGAGGAGGCAGCACGGCAGCACCUCCGCCAGAAGAGUUGGACCCCACGCAUGGUGAAACCAUCGGAGCAGAGCGAGGGGGAGCGCGUGGACCCCGCCGUGUCGCUGGAGAAGCAGCCGUGGUACCAUGGGGCCAUCACCCGUGCGGAGGCUGAGAGCCGGCUGCAGGCGUGCAAGGAAGCCGGGUACCUGGUGCGCACCAGCGAGAGCGGCAGUGGGAAGUACUCCAUUGCCCUCAAGACCAGCCAAGGCUGCGUGCACAUCCUGGUGGCGCAGACCAAGGACCAUAAGUACACGCUGAGCCAGGCCAGCGGGGGCUUCGCCAGCGUCCCCGAGGUCGUGCAUUAUUACUCCACCGAGAAGCUGCCCUUCAAAGGGGCCGAGCACAUGGCCCUGCUGCACCCCGUGCACUGCAAGAUGCACUGACUGGGCUGGGAAUGCCCCCGGGGGGGGUCCCACGGUGUGUCGUCGUUGUCGUCGUUCCCCCCCCCCCCCCCCCCCCCCCCCAUUUGAUGGGGUGAAGGUGGCUGCCGGACCUAUUGAUGCAGAUAGGGGAUGGUGCGUCCCCCCCUCCCGAGCCCUGGUUUGGGGUGGGGGAUGCGCUGAGGUCGGGCGCUGUGAUGGAGGUGUGAAAUAAAGAUGUUGGCUGAGA